Messenger RNA from Toxorhynchites rutilus septentrionalis, 3102 nucleotides. RefSeq lists its product as uncharacterized. Gene Ontology annotation, molecular function: dioxygenase activity. NCBI's taxonomy places the organism in Eukaryota, Metazoa, Arthropoda, Insecta, Diptera, Culicidae. The coding region runs from base 1155 to 2327 and encodes 390 amino acids. The transcript is spliced from 6 exons. The record is from RefSeq and is a predicted model, not a curated record.
CCAGUGUACACAUAACACUCGUGCUUGCUGGCCAUUUCUUGUGGCUGCACAAAGAUAGCUGGCUUGAAAGGCAACUUGCGCAAAUUAGUGCAAUUAAGCGUAUAAUUAUUCCACUUAAGUAGUGUUUUUUCUUCAUCCACGAAAUUUGUGUUUUGGAAAGAGUCCAAACUUAGCCGCCGAAGCAUUCCCAACGUCUCAAGGUUCCACACGGAGCGCUCGUGUUCGAAUCUAGUGAAGCGCCUAUCGCAGGCUGUUAUCAGCUUGUGGUUAGAUUAUAGGGAGAGAAAAAAUAGAAAAGAUAUCGUGAAGAUUAGUGCUGAAUUAAGGCGAAAAUGUCAUGCUGUCACAGACGGUAGCAACCUGAGCUCUCCGCACACAUCACAAGUCGGCGCGAACACACAGCAGAGUUGGCGGCAGGCGCAACGGUUUAAGUGAAAAUAAACGCGCUUCUCAGUCGGUCGUUUCUUGCUGAAGGGUACAGUCGUGUGGGUCGUAGGAGGUUUCCGGGAAUAUACCUGUGAGAGGUGAUCGGCAAAGAGUAUCGACAAAUUAUCUAGCGAUUUCACGGUGUCAAUUUGUAACGCGUUCUGAUUUCGUGCAGUGCUGGCGACUGUUUGCGUAGCUUAUCACCAUCAUUCGUCUACCAAGAGUACUAUCUAUUUCCGGGGAAAUACGUAACAAGUUUUUUUUCGCAUUACUCAAAUGGAAAGUACUUUCAACUCGUCGAUCGACGUACAAAAAAAACUGUUGCCCUCGAAACUGUUAUUGGUAGUAUUGGUUGAAACCAGUGAAGAUCAAAACAACAAAGCGAACCAUUCACAUAGUUUGCGUGUGAUCCUCCCUACUGGUAGUGCUUGUAUCCAACAGUGGUGAAUGAAGCAUUCAAGAAGGAGCGAAAGAGACAACAGCAAUAAUAAAUCCUCAAAAUAUAGUGAAGCAGAAAAGGAAUACGACAGACGGCGGAACGGCGGUAGCUCGAAAGAAACUUGGCCGAAGUGAACCUUGAAAGAGAAACGGGCAUAGGUUUCUUUGCUUUCGUUGAGUGAAAUUAUUACAAUAAUAACUAUCGCAUACCACGCCGUGAAUCGUUGGGUACCCAGCCGAUAACGAAAAAAAAUAUUCUAAAGUUAUAAGAAGUCCAGGUGUGAGCAAGCAUGUUGAAAAACAAAGCAGCUGACGAGAAGGUGGACACCCUGCUGUCCACCAGCCAAAUACCGAUCAUUGAUUUGGCCCACUGCGGUACCGAGGAGUGUCCAAUUCGUUCAGUCGUGAAUCGCGUGGGUGGACAACUGUUCAAAGCGCUUACAAGCAAAGGUGUUGCGAUGCUGGUGAAUCAUGGAAUUUCGGAAGAGAAGAUCAAAAUGGCCUACAAUCACCUGGACGAUUUCUGCAAGUUAUCAGACGACACAAAGGAAAUGUACCUACGGAGAGAUGGAAACCACGGCUACGUCAAGCCCGGUCAGGAACAGUUCGAUGGUAAAUUUAAAGACAUUCGCCACACGUUUAACAUCUGUACCCUGAAGCCGGAAGCAGCACUGCCGGAAGAGCCACUGCCUGGCUUCCGGGAGCACAUAUCCGAUCUGGCGCAGGAUUUUCAGCGGUUAUCAUCCCUCCUACUGCAGGCCCUAGCCGUUGGCCUGGAACAGCCAUACAAGUACUUCCUGGAGAAGCAUACUCACAUCCUAGACGGGGAAAGUGAGAACCAAUCCACAUUCCGCCUGCUGUACUACCCGCCACUCAUCGAGGAUGACGGAAAAAACGAGCUGCUUCGAGGUACGUGCAAGUACAGUCAGCAGCGCUGCACGCGGGACGAAAUCGACCUCUCUCUGCCGGAGGAUUACCGGAUCAAGCUGGCGGAAGAGGCGGAAGAGCUUGCGACACAGUAUACUCGGUGUGGGGCGCAUUGUGACUACGGAACGUUCACCCUACUGGUGCAGGACUGUGAGGGAGGUCUGGAAGUGAAGCUACCCGGAUCGGAUAAGUGGAAGCGCGUUGGUCAUUUGCCUGGUGCGAUCCUCAUAAAUGCCGGUGAACUGCUGUCGACGUGGACCAACGAAAGAAUCAGUGCGCUGCCUCACCGAGUUGUGAUACCAGAGGAAGAGGCGCUCAAAAGCCGUGGUAGACAUUCGAUAGCUUUCUUCAUCCAUCCAGACAAUUGCACCGAUAUCGAGCCGAUUGAAAUCCCCACCUCAAGUUCCUCCAACUCGCUCGACUCGAUGGAUAAGAAAGUGAAGAACAGGAAAAAGUCCUUCAAAACGGCAAAAACGAAGAUCUACAAUGCCUAUCAGCAUGUGCAACGUCGCUUCAAAGAAACGUACGCUUCCUAACGGGAGCCGGAAAAACUGGGAGAGUUGUCUGGAGCCGUCAUUUUUUUCUUCAUUUUAGCAAACAUAAGGAAAAAAAGCUUAAAAUUAGUUGAAAAUUACUUACUCAUGGCUGUAACCUUACCAGCUUAUCGGCCCAGUCUAUGGUUGUGAACAUGUGUAGCGAAUGGGGUUAUAUACUUACAACUCAUCAAUCAAACGGAUGCUGAAAUGAACGGCGUCAUUCUUUCGUCACACUGUUUCUUUUCCCCGCAACAAUUUUGGAUGUUUCAGAACAUUGAUCCGCUAGUGAGGUUAUGUGGCCACUAUUUAUUGUUUAUCUAUCAACGAAGGUACAGCAAACAAUGAUCCCGAAACAGCAGCUAUUAUCAUUAUCCGCCUCAUUAGCCGAAAAACACAACAGAGGUUGAUUCAAAUGUCGUCGCUUACAUGAUGUUGUCCACUCAUCGUCAGAUAUGCAUUACGAAUGUGAUUCCAAUGGGUCUUCGUAAACCGUGCAAAAUAAGUGUGUUUGUCAUCGGGCUGCAGCGGACGUGUUGCAAUUAGCGUUAGAGAAGUGGUACUUGAAGGACGAAACGCUUGUUGAGAUGUAAUCAUCUCGAUGUAAUUCAGUUGAAGUUUCGCUUGUCAAGUGUACAGAGAUUUCCUUGUAUACAGAUGUGGUAACAAUGACAAACAAAGAAUGAUUAAACUAAAAUGCAACGUGAUAUCUUGAAUGAAAAUGUAAAAACUACAUUUUAGGAGAAUAAAUUUUUGAUUUUAUGUUUUUGAGCCUCAA